Messenger RNA from Periophthalmus magnuspinnatus, 4775 nucleotides. RefSeq names its product ras-specific guanine nucleotide-releasing factor RalGPS1-like. The transcript is spliced from 20 exons. Gene Ontology annotation, molecular function: guanyl-nucleotide exchange factor activity. The record is from RefSeq and is a predicted model, not a curated record. Gene Ontology annotation, biological process: Ras protein signal transduction; positive regulation of GTPase activity. The coding region runs from base 412 to 2154 and encodes 580 amino acids. Gene Ontology annotation, cellular component: plasma membrane. Lineage: Eukaryota; Metazoa; Chordata; Actinopteri; Gobiiformes; Gobiidae.
GCCGUACACCUGGCUGUCACACUUAGAGCACCUACCUGUCACUUCCUGCUGUCUGUAUUUAUCCAUUUCACUACUUUGUCCAUCUAGAGAUGGCCUCGCACGUCACUGCCAUGUUCGGAUGAGAUUGUUUUUGUAGACUGCCGCACGGAUCUGCGGUCCUGCGGAUCUAUCGCUGCGACCUUGGCUCCACGCUCGGCUGAAAGGAGGAGUUAAGCCGUGGACACUGUCUGGAGAAAGACCGCUGGGAUUGAAUCAGUGACCGCGGCAGGACGUGCGUGAAUGUGGACUCACUGCUUUGUGCUGCGGCCGCAUGGAAGCGAAAGUGCCUGCUGUGAAGACAUGUAUGAAAGGUUAUGUGUGCUCCCCAGCUGAAGGUCUCUGUCUACCAGAGCGCCCCCUACCUGUUUGAGUAUGUAUCGCAGGAACGGGCUAUCGAAUGGCAACAGCAUCAACUCCAUCACUUCAGAGGCCAGCAGCGCCUCUGACUCCCUGGACGGGCCCUGUGUGGACUACGCCAAGAGCUACGAUGCAGUUGUCUUCGAUGUACUCAAGGUGACGCCCGAAGAGUUUGCUAGCCAAAUCACUUUAAUGGACGCUCCUGUAUUCAAAGCAAUACAGCCAGAGGAGCUGGCUAGUUGUGGCUGGAAUGGAAAGGAGAAGCACAGCUUGGCUCCGAAUGUGGUGGCGUUCACUCGGAGGUUCAACCAGGUGAGCUUCUGGUUGGUUAGAGAAAUCUUAACUGCCCAGACGCUGAAAAUCAGAGCCGAGAUAUUGGGCCAUUUUGUAAAAAUAGCAAAGAAACUUCUGGAGCUGAACAACCUGCACUCUUUGGUGUCUGUGGUGUCGGCUUUGCAAAGUGCUCCCAUCUUCAGACUCAGCAAGACCUGGGCGUUGAUCAGUCGAAAAGACAAGGCCACAUUUGAGAAGCUGAACUUUCUGACGUCUAAAGAGGAAAACUACACUCGUAUGAGAGAGUACAUACGCUCACUGAAGAUGGUGCCCUGCAUACCCUACCUUGGGAUCUACCUGUUGGACAUGAUCUACAUAGACUCCGCCUAUCCUGCGUCAGACAGCAUCAUCGAGACUGAGCAGAGAGCCAAUCAGAUGAACAACCUUCUGAGAGUCAUUUCAGAUCUGCAAAUGUCCUGUAACUAUGAUCACUUGGUGACCCUGCCGCACGUCCAGAAGUACCUCAUGUCUGUCCGCUACAUCGAGGAGCUGCAGAAGUUUGUGGAGGAUGACAACUUUAAGAUCUCUCUGAAGAUUGAACCUGGCAACAGCUCUCCUCGCAUUGCUUCAUCUAAAGAGGACCUCGCAGGCCUGUCUGAGGUCUCUGUGUCCAUGAGGUACAACCGGCGGCCAACAUGUCCUGAUGCGUCUGUGGGUGUGCGCAUCCCCACCCCUCCUCCAUCUCAUCACAGGAAGAGCCACAGUCUAGGAAACAAUAUGAUGUGCCAGUAUGGUAUGUCUGAGAGCCGCAGUGCCACAUUUCCCAUAGAGAAACCACGCCACCUGCUGGAUGACAGCUUUUUGGAGUCCCAGAGCCCCGUCAGAAAUGAUCCACACAGUAUUUCAGUAUCCAAUGGCCUGUCACUUGGAAGCAGUGAAAGUUCUUUUGGUGAAGACUUGUCUCCUGGGAUAGGAGAGAGGAGCCGCAUGUACGCCACACUGGGCCCAAACUGGAGAGUCCCGCUGCGCACCUCGCCCCGCAGUCGGAGCUAUGUGUUCAGCUCUUCUCCUGGAAACUGCUACAACUGCUGUGAGCCCAGUAAUGUGACCAUAGAGGGUCCACUACGGAGGAAAACACUGCUAAAAGAGGGGCGCAAACCCAAGUUGUCAUCCUGGACAAGGUUUUGGAUUUCUCUAUCAGGAUCAACACUCACUUUUUAUGGUGCAAAAGCACUUAGAGCCUCUGAGAGAAAACAUUACAAGUCCAGUCCUUGUAAGAAGGUCUGUGUGACUGGGUGGAUGGUGGUACUACCAGACGACCCUGCUCGACCUAACAUAUUUCAGCUAAAUGACCCAGAUAAAGGCAAUGUUUACAAGUUCCAGACAGGAUCCAGGUUUUCAGCGAUCAUCUGGCACAAAAAUCUGGAGGAAGCAAGUAGAAGCAGCAGACCUCAGAUACCAGCAAACCUGAUGUCAUUUGAGUGAUGGCGGACUCAGUUUGGGGACAUUUCUAUGCCAAAGCUGCUUGGACUGAAACAGAAAGUGCAGAGUGGAUGGGCGUAUUGUUGCACCUUUCAUCUGAAGACGUGAGGUGCCCUGUGUGUAUUUGCUCUAAGCUUGUUGUUCACUGUUGAUGUGAUGCUGCUGUGAAGAUGCGAGUGAGCGUCGUGCCCUGGCCCAUGUUGGGUUUCUGCUGAAGUGAGAGCAGCUUCAGCACGUAUGCCUGGAGAACAGUGUUAGCUUAAGUGUGCCCAACAUCUGUAUUCAGUGUUAUUGGGACUGUUAUGAAACACUAAUGAUGUGAAUAAUAAUGAACAAUUUUGUAAAAUUUGCAUUUCAGCUAUCAUCUUAAGAAGGAGGAACAGUGAUAUCUGUUCUGUUGUGUGUGUGUGUGUGUGUGUGUGAUGUGGCUAACAGAUGUUCAAAAAGCAAGAAGAACAAGAACACUGGAUAUCUAAUAUCUGAUAAAUGAAGAAAUUGUGUGUAUUUUCCCUUUGCUACCUCAGCCGGUAGUAGUCCUGAUGUAGUUCUAACUGAAGGAUACUUUAUAACAUGGGAUACUGUGGCCACAAAGAAAAGUAUAAUGGUGGGAAACCAUAACCAUAAUAGUGAUGUCCAGUUCAUUCAUUCUCAAAACAACAAAUUUUCAUGCUUGUCUAAACUAAAGCAAUUUACUAAAGAACCUAGCUUUUACAAUCAUGUCCUUGUAAAUACUGUAUUUAUUUUAAAUGCUUAUUUUGCGUAUUUGACAUACUAUAUGUGUAAAGGUACUUUCGUGUCAUUCUGUAUAACAAGCCUCUAGAAGGAGAAAAACAUUUUAAAUAUAUGUCUGUCCUGGACACAAAUUAGACCAAACAAAGUUUAAACAUUAUUCAUCUGCUGCUUCACAACUUUACCACGAUUAAAAUCCAAGACGAUAUCACACUCUUCAACAUUAAUGUAGUAUAAACUGCACUAUGUUCUUAAGUAUUGUGACACCAACACAGUUUCUUAAAUGUAUCUCACUGGCUGUAGUUACAUACUGUCUCAAAAACUGAUUAAUAUCAACUUUUUUUUUUAUUCAUUUAAAUGACAUGUAAACAGCCAAAUAGUCUGAUUUCUUUCUGAUCAUGGUCCCUCUGAUUACUCGCAUCAGAUUUUGCAGUUUACAUUUAAGUAAUCUUAAAGGUCCAGAAAUGAGAUUACAAUCAGAUUAUAAUCAGAUUUUGGUGUGCAUGUGAACAAGGCCACUGAUGCUGUUACAUUUCUAAUCGCAAAGUAAAUGUCAUUUAAUCUGAGCCAAAAUAAUUACACCUGCAAAGUUACUGUCAAUCAUUUUAAAAUGUCCAACAUUUAUGUAAUUACUGAUUGCUACGCGUCAGUAAAAAAACACAUGAGAUGUAUUGAUACUAUUUUUUUAAACUAUAGAGACACUGAUGAACAGCCUACAUGUAAUUUUUGAGGUGCUCAGCUAAUAGAGUUCAACAGUGAACGUCUGCUCCGGUUUUAAUUUCUCAAUUUUACAUACAUUUUUCCCAUAGACUUCAAAUAUUAAGAGUUCAAAGUUAUCACGGCGGCAGAACUACAUGGUAACUAAUAUCCAUAAUGCGGUCGUUUUAAAUCCUAAAAGCAAAUUUAAAACGCAAACUUCAAAAUGCUUAAAUAACUUUGCGGUUUAUAAUGUUUCAGAAACUGAUUUUAAAUAAAAUGAUAGGUUUUGUGGUCAUUAGUUACCAUGUAGCUGAUUAACCCUGAGGAGCAAGCUUUAGUUAUAUAUAAUGAAUAACUUUUUUUCCAGACAGUCUAUGGGUAAAAUGAGAGUUUUGGAACCGAGGCUGGGCGAUCACUGAGCUCCAUUCACUUGGUAUGAAUGUCGGCUAUUACCAGUAUUUGAUUUUUAAUUUGCUUUGUUUUAAUAAUAAUACAUAUUUCUUGUAUUCCUUGUGACAGUGACUACUGUUUUUUUCACUUGCUGCUCAAAUGAAAGAACUUUUUUCGCAAGAUGUGUCAAAAUAAUAUCCUAGCUAAAGAUCCUUGUUUGAUUAAUGAAGAAUAUAAAAAAAAAAAAAUACCCAAAUGAAUCUGUGACUAGGCCUGGGCUGUACAAAUGUUCUGCACAGUUUGACUUUUUUAUUCUGAGCACUUUUAUGAGGCAUGUUGCUUCAAAUGUUUGUAAUCCAUUUGAACAGGCCUGUCAUUUUGACAUCCUGUAACUAAAUAAUCAAAUCAUUAGAGGAAAAAACUUUUACCAUUAAAAUAUGUAUUCUUAUAGUUUUCAUUUGGUGUUUUAACCUGCCAAUCCAAUUACACAUGAUCUGCUCAGAUCUAAAUGUGUAGUAGUGACAAAUACUUGUCCAUGAAGUAUUGCUUUAAACUGUGUUUACUUUACAUCUGUUUUUUAUUAUUUUUAUAUAGUUUUAUAGUUUUAAUAUACUUCAAUUUUAUCAAGUUCAGUUCAUGAGUAGCAUGUGUGCAAGUUUCUAGUGUCAUAAAUGAAAACAAACCACUGAAUUGUGUUGGAAUGUGUGAUUUUUUUUUUUUCUUUAAUUUAUUACAUAUAGCACUGCUAUUUGUGGUUGUAUUUUUCAGUGUCAUGAUAUUGAUUCUGAAUAAAAUGUACAUACAAA